Messenger RNA from Brienomyrus brachyistius, 2885 nucleotides. RefSeq names its product troponin I, fast skeletal muscle-like. The transcript has 7 exons. Bases 2106 to 2636 code for a protein of 176 amino acids. Gene Ontology annotation, biological process: muscle contraction. Lineage: Eukaryota; Metazoa; Chordata; Actinopteri; Osteoglossiformes; Mormyridae. The record is from RefSeq and is a predicted model, not a curated record. Gene Ontology annotation, cellular component: troponin complex.
AACACCACUGUACUAUUUUGGCAUGCUGUUGAUUAGUAUUUCACAGUUUUUUUGAAUGCAUCUAACAGUGUGUUUAUAACAAAUGAGUUUCUGGAAACAUGAGGGCAUUGAAGGAAGGCCGCCUUUUAGCAGGAGUGGCAGAGGAUGGCUUGCUAAAACGUUUGAGCACAAGAGAUCGUCGAUGUGUGUCACACGGUGUCCCAGACAUCUUUUUUUGCAAUGGGGGGGAAGGCAGUAAAAGAUAAUGUCCAAAUUCACCGUUUUUUUUACCCAAGUGGAAACCUGGUGAAGCCACCCUUUCUGAAUCUGGUAGGUCCUAAAUCUGACCCUGAAAUGAAGUGUGGAGAUACCAUUCAGGUGUUCUUUGUUAUCUUACUAACUAACACAUUUUUAGUGUUUAAAUUAAUAUAAUAUUGAUGAGUUGUUAAUUAUGGAUAAAACAAGAUUAAUCCAUGAUUAAUCAAUUCAUUCGAUGAUGCACUUUUAUGAUAUCAUGCAUAGUUCAUAGUCGGAAUGCAAUUUAAAUGUUGUUUUUCCUUGUAAUUUUCUUAAAAUCUAAAUCAAAAUAUAUGAUGAUGGAAUUUAUCUGUUUGUAAUGGCAGUGAAAUGUGUUAUUUAUACUUUUUAGAUUUUAAAACGCCUUAAAAUUAACACAAUAUUAAUUUAUUAACAACUGCAUUUGUUAACUUGCAACUUGAGGUUUUAUAAACCAGUGGUUCUCAACCCUUUUUGCACCGCGACCCAAUUUUUACCAUGUCGGCUCCGUGAAUUAACGCUGUGGGCAAGCGAGCAGUGCGCUCUGCAAUAUACGCCAAUCAAUGCCUAUUGCACAAAUCUGAUUGGAUGUGCUAAUGAAUUUUAAAUUAAGCAUCUGUGGUUUGGCUUCUAGGAUUGGUUGAGUGUUCUCUUGUUUUGCGCAAUGCAUUGGCAGACCGAAGAUCCGUUUAUAUGGGUUAAUUCUAGGACUGGGGAUGGGAAAUCUGAUCGUGGAUCAGCAUAGGAGCUUGUUCGUUUUAAAAUGCUUCCAUUUCCAAUCUCUGCCUCGCGUCCUUUCAGAACUUGCCGAGGCCCACAUUUGGGUCGAGACCUGCUCAUUAGGGCGGAGAAUCGUUGUUAUGCAGCAUAUACAGUGUGAUGCAGUAAAAGGUCGAGUUCUACAUAUCAUAUAAUUGCUCGUAUGUUCUGCUUUACUGCCGUUCAGCUACACUGGUGGAAUGCUAUUAAUAUCACAGGCGACUGUAUCAUUUUAAGCGGCACCCACUAGACCAGAUGUUAAUGUUUAUUAAUUUACUCGUCAUUUUUAUAAACACUCAGGGCAUUUAUUUUGUGCAUUCAUUUAAGUUUCCCUGCUAUUUGAACUUGGGCCUGUUUAUAUAUUUUUAUUAGAACUUUUAACUUUAUGUUUCUAAGGUAUAGUUCUGUUGACUCUAUAGCACAUUUCAAUGGUAAAUUUAUUGACAAAUAUUGAAAACGUCUCCUUAGAAAGCAUGUUAUUAUAUUUCUGUCCUUUUGGCAAAGGUAUCUGGUAAAUAUCGGGACAAAGCCAGCACCUUGAAUUACAAUUCAACAAAACUAGCAUUAGGGCCACGCUAAUUUAAAGCGCUUCUCGAUGAUUUCAUAAGCUAAAUGCAUCAUCACAGUGCUCGAAAGGUGGAUAUUUAUUACAUUUUCUAUAAGAUUACUAAACUAUCAUAUCGUACAACAUAAGUUCUCGGGGGGAUACGCUGGGGCGAUUACACGGUAUAUAAUGUAUACUUGUGGUUAGGAAAAUACAAUAUAGUAAAGAAUGGAAUGUAAUUUCAGAAAUCAUUAUGUAAAUUGGGGAUAAUUAGUAAGUAAGGUUAUUCUGUUACAGACAUUUGGAAGUACUGUUUAAUAUUAAGAGUGGUUAUUUAUAAUUAGGAAGCUCUGGUGUUAAGACAUCUGAGUAGCCUGGCAAAGCCUCUGUUUCUAACAGCAUUUCCAUAACAAGAAAGGUACCAAGACGCAGCAGAUGACGAGCCGCCAUCCAUAUAUACCUCGCCAUUAGUGUGGUGAUUGCCAGUUCAUCUCGUCGCUCCACCAAGUCGUCUUCUCAUAUAGGUGAAGAUAUACAAGAAGCCAAGAUGUCUGAGAAAAAGAUGAGCUCGAGUCGUAAGCACCAUCUGAAGAGCUUGAUGAUCUCGAUUGCUAAGAAUUUGCUGGAGGCUGAGAAAACGCAGACUGAUGCAGACAGGAUCAAGUAUAUGGAUGAAAACUGCCCUGCACUGUCCAUGCCUGGAUCUAUGCAAGACCUGCAGGAGCUGUGCAAAAAGUUCCACCAGCAGAUUGAUAAGAUUGAUGAAGAGAGAUACGACCUGGAAACUAAAGUAAACAAAGGGAUUAAGGAGAUUGAAGACCUGAAGAUUAAAAUUCAGGACAUGAAGGGCAAGUUCAAGAAGCCGGCCCUGAGGAAGGUGCGCAUGUCUGCCGAUGCCAUGCUGAAGGCUCUGUUGGGCUCCAAGCACACGGUCAACUUGGACCUGAGGGCCAACCUGAAGCAAGUGAAGAAGGAGGUCAAGGAGGAGGAGAAAGAAGCCGUUGGUGAUUGGCGCAAGAACAUUGAAGAUAAGGCUGGUAUGGAUGGCAGGAAGAAGAUGUUUGAGUCCGAGGCUUAAAUUGGUGGAUGUUGCCUGGUUUCAGUUAAUUUUUCAUAGAUUUGUGUUUAAACGGGGCUGUUAAGAGUUCUGAUCAACUUUGGUUUAAAGUAGGCUGUUGGAGUACUUGAUAAAUCUGGUCAAAGUUUAAAUUUUGCUAUUUGUAACUGUUUCUCUCUGUAUCAUCUAAAGUCUCCCAACUGUACCAUUUACAUUGCAUAGAAAGAUGUAACGAUGCCAAGUUUAAUGAAAUAAAUUAUUUCACACAAA